AUGGAGGAAACGAUUUUGGUUGGUGAUGAUCUUAUGAUGGGCCCACCAUCACCGCUCAUCCCACCUGAAAUUGCCUCUCAUGUGCUUCAAGGUGUUGAUUUGUGUGAUGGGAUUUUGAGGAACCUGUUUUUGUGCCUGCAAAUCAAUGAUAUUGAGCCAUUCUGUCAAGAUGAGAUUGCUUUAUACCGGCAGUGUGCAGAGAAAAGGGAUAAGGAACUCAGACAACGGCUUCUAGAUAGUGAGCAUAAAUUGGGUAUAUCAAUGCCUUUAGACGAUGCAAAGGAAAGAGCUGCACAGAUAGAAUCAGAAGCCACAUCCUUGGAGAGGCGCUUGAUCCUGGCUAGUGGAAUUGAAGGUAUGGAAGGAUUUCGGCAGAGAUGGAGCUUGCAUGGUCGCCUUACAGAUACCAAGAAAAGACUGGAGGCCUUGAAGCAGGAAAUAGAGAAGAGAAGAAAUGAUGAGCCAGUUAGAGUUUCAACCACAAAAGGAUGGUUCUUUUGGUGA
Molecule: messenger RNA, 504 nt
Organism: Ilex paraguariensis (yerba mate)
Lineage: Eukaryota; Viridiplantae; Streptophyta; Magnoliopsida; Aquifoliales; Aquifoliaceae
Source: the annotation of a GenBank genome assembly